AUGCUGGACAACUGGAACAUUGGCACGACUCGGUGGCUACGAGAGUGUGUCUACGAUCGUGUGCCCCGGCGCUUCGCCGUUGUCGCGGUUUUCUUCGUCUCCGCCUUCUGGCACGGUUUCUAUCCCGUCUACUACUUCUGCUUCCUCUCUGCAGCUCUCCUUACCAUGACUGGAAGGCUUUGCCGAACGCGGUUGAGACCCUGUUUCAUUGAAAGCUACUGGUACCACCGUCUUUACGACAUUGUCACUAAUCUCGCUGCCCUCUUCUCUCUCAACUACCUCGGAAUGGGAUUCUUCCUUCUCGACACCUCGCUGGCUCUCAAGUUGUGGGGGUAG
Hydatigera taeniaeformis is the source of this 336-nucleotide messenger RNA. Lineage: Eukaryota; Metazoa; Platyhelminthes; Cestoda; Cyclophyllidea; Taeniidae. The record is from the annotation of a GenBank genome assembly.